This is a messenger RNA of Diaporthe amygdali, 3009 nucleotides long. RefSeq lists its product as uncharacterized. The transcript is spliced from 3 exons. The record is from RefSeq and is a predicted model, not a curated record. The coding region runs from base 1 to 3009 and encodes 1002 amino acids. Gene Ontology annotation, biological process: glucan catabolic process. NCBI's taxonomy places the organism in Eukaryota, Fungi, Ascomycota, Sordariomycetes, Diaporthales, Diaporthaceae. Gene Ontology annotation, molecular function: beta-glucosidase activity.
AUGAUGGACGAGAGCAGGGAAGGGCUCCUCAGCCCCUCUCAGCGCGAACACGGUCGCACGUCCUUCGAUGGCCCUGAGAAACAGCCUUUCUCACGCUCCCGCACGUCACUCUCCUCUGAUCUUGAAUCGGACCUCGACGCAACAGAGUUCCUAACCUCGGAUCCCCUCGAUUCUAAAACCGACCCCAGACCAGCCUUCCUCACCGGUCAAAAGAGGUUCAACUUCAGCUCUCUCCGCCGACCUUUCCGCAAUCGCUCGAAAUGCUGUAUCGUCGUUGGCAGCGUCAUCGUAAUAAUUUGGCUGAUCCUGGGAGCAGGCGGGGCGGUCGUAUACAAAAAGUUCAAGGAAGAGCCCACGUACGGGCAGUCACCACCCUGGUAUCCCACGCCCAAAGGAGGUUCCGCCACAGGCUGGACUGAGAGCUACAAGAAGGCGGCAGCCAUGGUGGGCAAGAUGACACUGCCAGAGAAAGUAAACGUCACCACGGGUACAGGCUGGAUGAUGGGUCUGGCUGUUGGUACCAACGGCCCCGCCUCCCUGGUUGGGUUUCCUCAGCUACAGCUUCAAGAUGGGCCCUUGGGGCUGCGCUUUGCCGAUAACGCCUCUGCCUUCCCAGCUGGCAUCACGGUCGGAGCCACCUGGAACAAGGAGCUCAUGUACGCUCGUGGCAAGGCUCACGGGAACGAGGCUCGUGGAAAGGGCAUAAAUGUCCUUCUCGGCCCUUGUGUCGGGCCACUUGGACGAAUGCCCGCAGGUGGGAGAAACUGGGAGGGUUUCGGCGCAGAUCCUUACCUUCAAGGAAUCGCUGGCGCCGAGACGAUUAAGGGAAUUCAGUCGGAGGGAGUGAUGGCGAAUAUCAAGCAUUUUGUGGGCAACGAGCAGGAACACUUCCGGCAAUCAUGGGAGUGGGGUCUUCCGCACGCCAUUUCCUCCAACAUCGACGAUCGUACCCUUCACGAGCUGUACGCCUGGCCAUUUGGGGAUGCGGUCAAGGCAGGCGUGGCCAGCGUGAUGUGCAGCUAUAACAUGGUCAACAACAGCUAUGCCUGCUCCAACUCGAAGCUGCUCAAUGGUAUUCUGAAGGACGAAUUGGGCUUCCAGGGCUUUGUUGUGUCGGAUUGGGGCGCCCAACGAUCUGGUGUGGGCAGUGCUUUGGCAGGGCUUGACAUGACAAUGCCCGGUGACGGCCUGCGCUUCUCAGACGGCGAAUCACUAUGGGGCCCGGAGCUUACAAAAUCCAUUCUUAACGGUUCUGUUCCUGUCGAUCGCCUGAACGACAUGGUCACUCGAAUCGUCGCAGCCUGGUACCAGCUUGGGCAGGACGACACUUCAAAGUUUGACGGUAAAGGCCCCAACUUCUCCUCGUGGACGAAUGAUCGCAUGGGGACGAAGGUACCUGGAAGUAAGACAGAGCAAGACAUUGUCGAGGUCAACAGCUUUGUCAACGUGCAAGCUGAUCACAAAGACGUCGCUCGUGCGGUCGCGCGUGAAGGCAUCGUUCUGCUGAAGAACCAAGACCUACUGCCCAUCGACCGUAUGGGGUUCACCGACGCAAAGAAGCGAGGUCUUCCCACAAGACAUGAGGGUAAGCUCAAGAUUGGUGUAUUCGGUGAGGAUGCUGGUCCUGGCAAGGGCCCAAACAGAUGUGUUGACCGCGCAUGCAAUCAGGGCACGCUUGCUUCUGGUUGGGGCUCGGGUGCCGUCGACUUCCCCUAUCUUGUGACUCCAGUUGAGGCCCUCCGGACUGGCUUCAACAUGACCAAGGUCCAGUGGUCUGAAUACCUCACCAACGCACCAGCCUUUUCUUCUGACCCCAGCAUUCUCGACCAGGACGUGUGUAUCGUCUUUGGCAAUGCAGAUGCGGGCGAGGGCUUUGUGCGCUGGGAGAAUGUUGCUGGCGAUCGACCGGAUCUGUUCCUGCAAAAAGGCGCAGAUGACCUCAUCGUCAAGGUCGCGCAGGGCUGCGGUGGCGGCGCAGGUGAAGUCCUUGUCGUCAUUCACGCCGUCGGCCCUGUCGUCAUGGAGAAAUGGAUUGACCUUCCCAACGUUAAGGCAGUGCUGUUCGCCAAUCUUCCUGGGGAGGAAAGCGGAAAUGCAUUGGCAGACAUUAUCUUUGGUGACGAAAGUCCUUCCGGGCAUCUCCCUUACACAAUCGGCAAAGCCCUUAAGGACUACGGUCCUGGCGGCCAGAUUAUGUACAGGCCCAAUGGUGUUAUCCCGCAGCAGGACUUCACCGAAGGCCUCUAUAUCGACUACCGCUAUUUUGACAAGAAUGGCAUCGAGCCCCGGUUUGAGUUUGGGUAUGGACUCAGCUAUACAACCUUCGAAUUUUCUGGCUUGCAGGUCUCCCCUCUCAAGAACAAGUCAACGCUUCCAGCCAACAGAACACAGUCUUCAGCCACGCCACCUGAGUACUCCAGUGAUAUUCCCGACUCCGAAGAAGCCCUCUGGCCGGAUGGCUUCCGCAGGUUGGACAAAUACAUCUAUCCAUACAUCGACACAAUGGACGAGAUCAUUGAUGAGUCUUAUCCGUAUCCCGAAGGAUACAGCCAGCAGCAGCCUCUCUCCCCUGCUGGAGGUGAGGAGGGCGGCAAUCCCGACCUCUGGGAGACAUACGUCCAGGUGAAGGUGAAUGUAACCAAUACGGGUGCCAAGGCAGGCAAGGCUGUUCCACAGCUCUAUUUGGGAUAUCCCCAGGGGAGCAAGAAGACAGACUUCCCCGUCAAAGUGCUACGAGGAUUCGAGAAGAUUUAUUUGGAGCGAAGUGAGUCCAAGAUUGUCGAGUUCAACUUGACGAGGAGGGAUCUCAGUUACUGGGAUGUUGAGAGCCAAAAUUGGAGUAUGAUGAUGACGGGAUUAUACACAUUCAUGGUUGGACAAAGUUCGAAAGACUUAACGGAAUUUGGGACCUGUGGUGGAUUCUGCUCUCAGUCUGAGAGGGCUUCAGUAAUGUCACUUUUCGAACUCAUCGUGAAGCAAGGUGCCGCAUCUGAUGCAGCAAAUAUAUGA